AUGGCGACAAAUUUAGCAUCACCCGAUUCGAAUCAGUCAUUUCCCCUCGCCACCCCAUCAACCGGUACAUUACUCCCCACCUCCCCCGACGAAACAUCAAAAAGGGCUCCCACCGUCACCGAGUCCCAACAACCGUCUGAGGCCCCCACCACCACCACAAACGAAUCCCCGAGCACCGGCAACGACCCCGGGUCCGUCACUUCAUUUUCAUCGCCCAGUCAAAGGUUUGACACCUCUGACUUGGCCACCCCCCCGGACGAUUCGCCAUCAUCGCUAGCUGAGCCGUCAAGCGAUUCGCUAGUACCUACGUCAGACCCUUCCAGCGUGCUGUCGACACCGCAAACCCCUACAGCGCUGUCUGCCCCCACGCCAACUACUUCACGCUCAUUUUCUAACUCGCAGACUUCCGAAGUGCUGUCCCCAACGCCAACCCCGUCGACGCCUCCUUCCGAGCUGACCCCAACCCCUUCCACUCCUUUCCUGUCAGAUCCCCUGCCGACGCCAUCCACAACGAUGUCUGAGUCCACUGCGGAUACUCCCCUGUUCACCAAUCUGCCAACGACAACCCUGUUGGAAUCGCCGUCACCGUCGGAGACGCCCCUGCCUCUGACACCAACGACGCCAACCCUGAGUGAAGUGUCGCCCACUCCACUGCCUCUGCCUCUGAUAUCAACUCCCACUCCCUCGCCAUCCGAGACCAGCUUUCCGUCCAGCGAAACGUUUGAUACUUCAACCCCGUCACCACUGGUAACAUCAGAGCCUACAUCAAGCGAGCAACUGACUUCGGAUCCCACGACAAGCUCUUUUGAGUCGCUGACACAGGAACUGUCUCUGGCGACCCUGGAUACAUCGGUGACUGAAGUGUUCCUGUCACUGGAAGUGGAGUCGUCGCUGAUCGAGCUGUCCCUGGUUCAGGAAUCUUCCUCUGCAGAACCGCUGUCUCUGAGUGAAGAAUUCCUGCUGUUCUCUUCCGAGGAGCCGUCAUCCCUGUUUGAGGAAUCAUCCUCUCAAUCAGUAACGUCGCUGGUCGAAAGCUCCUUCUCAAGCGAAACCACUUCAACACGGUCGACUUUCGAAUCUUCACUGACUCACUCUUCAUCAUCAGUUAUUUCCACGACCGAAAGUUCCUCACAGUCGGAGACCACUGAAUCGUCGCAGACGUCGGAGGAGGUUACUUCCGAAACCUCUGAGUCCAGCGAUACAAUCACACUGACGUCUACUGACGACACCUCGUCUACCACUGAAGCCCCUCUCACUGGCCCCACCACUACUAGUAUGACAGGAAACAAGGCUUACACGCUGACAAUCAUCUCGCCCGAUUCCACUGUGGUGCAAGUGGUGUCACUUCCGCUGUCCACCACUAACGACCUGCAACAUAGCACUUCUCUGCGAAACGCCAAACUCAUUGGUGGUUUGGUUGGUCUGAUUGGUGGUGUAUUGGUCAUUGGUUUGUGUGUGGUAUUGUUCAUCAUCCUCAAGCGUCGUCGUAAUCGUGUUGCCAACCAGCUGCCCGAUUUCCACGACUCUCUGUCUCUCGAAGAGAAGGGAUUUAAAAAGUUAUUCAGCAAUCCAGAAGACGCCGAUAUGGAACAUGGCUACACAGACUCGGUAGCUGCCGGCGGCUAUGGGGCUGCUGGAUUUUCGCGGGGCGCUAGCAAUCUGUACCGCCCUGCUGCGGCAUCUGCUUCUGCAUCUGGUUAUGGCAAUGGUCACAGCAAUCCUCCCUACCCCGAGGAUGAUGAGUACGUCUAUCGGGGUGUGGCCAAUCUGAACUUGGACCUGGUGUUUAGAGGACCCAGUACCAAGAGUACUUCAAGAGAUUCCAAUAAAUAUCUCUUCGAAGACCCCCGUGACUCCACAACCGAUGACGACUUCGACUUCAACGACUACGACGACGACCUCAUUACCACGCCGCCCAGGCAACAACAUUCUGUUUUUGGUAAUCUCAAUGGUUCUAACAAUUCUCAAUCUAGAUUCCAUGAAGAGAUAUGA
Diutina rugosa is the source of this 1992-nucleotide messenger RNA. RefSeq lists its product as uncharacterized. The transcript has a single exon. The record is from RefSeq and is a predicted model, not a curated record. NCBI's taxonomy places the organism in Eukaryota, Fungi, Ascomycota, Pichiomycetes, Serinales, Debaryomycetaceae. Bases 1 to 1992 code for a protein of 663 amino acids.